This is a messenger RNA of Lycium barbarum (goji berry), 1245 nucleotides long. RefSeq names its product U2 small nuclear ribonucleoprotein A'. NCBI's taxonomy places the organism in Eukaryota, Viridiplantae, Streptophyta, Magnoliopsida, Solanales, Solanaceae. Gene Ontology annotation, biological process: mRNA splicing, via spliceosome. Gene Ontology annotation, molecular function: U2 snRNA binding. The record is from RefSeq and is a predicted model, not a curated record. The transcript has 8 exons. The coding region runs from base 127 to 984 and encodes 285 amino acids.
GACGAGCAAGGGGCAAUAUAGUAAACGUACCCUAGUUUCUGCAGUAUUCAGAACCGGGGUUAUUGGGGGGUUUUUCUAGCUUCUUGUCUUGCUACUAGAGACAUCAAGCAAAAAGGAAGCAGAAUAAUGGUGAGGUUAACGGCUGACCUGAUUUGGAAGAGUCCUCACUUCUUCAAUGCCAUUCGCGAACGCGAGUUAGAUCUUCGAGGUAAUAAGAUUCCUGUUAUUGAGAACUUGGGUGCUACUGAGGAUCAAUUUGACACGAUUGAUUUAUCUGAUAAUGAGAUUGUUAAACUCGAGAAUUUCCCCUAUCUGAAUCGACUUGGAACCUUACUAAUGAACAACAAUAGAAUUACACGUAUCAACCCCAACAUUGGAGAGUUUCUGCCAAAAAUGCAUACUUUGAUUCUUACUAGCAACAGACUUACCAAUUUGGUUGAAAUUGACCCGCUUGCGUCUCUCCCCAAGCUCAAGUUUCUUAGUUUGCUUGAUAACAAUAUCACAAAGAGACCAAAUUAUCGCCUUUAUGUCAUUCACAAAUUGAAGUCCUUGCGUUUGCUGGAUUUCAGGAAAGUCAAACAAAAGGAGAGAUUGGAAGCAAGUAGUUUAUUUGCGUCACAAGAAGCUGAAGAGCAGGUCAAAAAGGAAUCAGUGAAGCCUUCUGUACCUGUUGAGGCGCCUGCCGAGGAACCAAAGGAAGAUCAAGCACCUAAGCCAGUUGCUCCUACACCCGAGCAAAUUAUAGCGAUUAAGGCUGCCAUUGUGAAUUCCCAAACUCUUGAGGAGGUGGCUAGACUUGAACAGGCAUUGAAGUCGGGCCAGCUUCCUGCAGAUUUAAAUAUCGGUGAUUACGAUGUUGCUGCUAAAACAGAAGACUCCAAAGAAGACGUGAUGGUAACAGAUGGUGAUGAUAAAGCUAACAAGGCGGAGGAAAAUGUACCUGAACAGAAAACCGAUGGUUCUACAGAUAUGGAGCAGGAGUAGACACUCAGGGCUAUCAUGUGUAAUUGAGUUGGAGCAUUCCGAUGUCAGUAUCUUUCAGCCAUGCACGGUAUAUCUGUGUAUGAGGAGCUCUUCUUUUUUAACAGAGGGGAAUUAAGUUAAUCCAUGUAACUGAAGCCAUUGUAUUCUGCUGUUUACUGAGAUUUUCUUGCAUUUUGAUUUUAAAAGACUAUAAAUAGCUGCCAAGUUUAUCAAAUCUUAGCUUGGAAGCAUCAGGUGACGAGCUGAAUUUAUGGGUCAAAA